Haliaeetus leucocephalus (bald eagle) is the source of this 2191-nucleotide messenger RNA. It is a transcript of the gene PPP2R3B, whose product is annotated as protein phosphatase 2, regulatory subunit B'', beta. Gene Ontology annotation, molecular function: protein phosphatase regulator activity; calcium ion binding. Gene Ontology annotation, biological process: protein dephosphorylation. NCBI's taxonomy places the organism in Eukaryota, Metazoa, Chordata, Aves, Accipitriformes, Accipitridae. The record is from RefSeq and is a predicted model, not a curated record. Gene Ontology annotation, cellular component: protein phosphatase type 2A complex. The coding region runs from base 1 to 1746 and encodes 581 amino acids. The transcript is spliced from 13 exons.
AUGUCACCUGGGAAAGUUCUGCAACCUGUACUGAAAAUGAAGGUGGAUGAACUCUUUUUGUGCUGGUUGAGUCAGCCUGCAACUCAGCUGACACUAAAGGACUGCUUGAGAAGAAUCAAGAACGAGGAGGAAAUGGAGACUGGUCAUGGAGAUUCAGGAAACGAUAAAAAUGAGAGGUUUGCUAAUAAAAAUUCCAAUUCCAAGCAAUGCGUGUUAGGAGAUACCAGAUUGCCUUUGAUGUCUUUCAGUCCUCCCCAACUUUCUACUACUCUUCCAUUGGCAACUCCAGCCAGCCCAAGGAGCAUUUCUAAUGUUAGAGCAACACGUCGGUCAUCAGGAACCAGAGUAGUUCAGACAAAGAAGGAAGAAACUUUGCCACCAUCACUUAGUCAAAACAUUCCGACUUUCUAUUUUCCUCGAGGAUGUCCUAAGGAAAAAGUGAAUAUAGAUGCUGUGAUUGCCAAAAUUGAGAGGACUUUCUCUGAGUUUCCAAAUGAGAGGGCAACAUUAGAAGACAUGGGGAAGGUUGCAAAGGCUUGUGAAUGCCCACUUUACUGGAAAGGUCCUUUGUUUUAUUGUGCUGGAGGUGAACGAACAGGAUAUGUGUCAGUUCAUAAAUUUGUUGCAAUGUGGCGGAAAAUACUUCAGACCUGCUAUGAUGAUGCUGCAAAGUUUGUUCAUCUUCUAAUGAACCCUGGAUGCAACUACUUGGUGCAAGAAGACUUCAUUCCUUUUUUACAAGAUGUGGUGAAUAGUCAUCCUGGCCUAUCAUUUUUAAAAGAAGCAUCUGAAUUUCAUUCUCGGUACAUUACCACAGUUAUACAGAGAAUAUUUUAUACAGUAAAUAGGUCCUGGUCUGGGAAAAUAACUUGUAACGAGCUCAGGAAAAGCAACUUUUUGCAGAAUGUGGCAUUAUUGGAAGAGGAAGCUGAUAUUAACCAGCUGACAGAGUACUUCUCAUAUGAACAUUUUUAUGUUAUCUAUUGCAAAUUUUGGGAGCUGGAUACAGACCAUGACCUCUAUAUUGAUCGGAAGGAUUUAGCUCGACAUAAUGAUCAUGCAAUUUCAAAUAGGAUGAUAGAACGGAUCUUCUCAGGAGCAGUAACAAGAGGUAGAAAAGCACAAAAAGAUGGGAAAAUUAGCUACGCUGAUUUUGUCUGGUUUUUGAUAUCUGAAGAGGACAAGAAGACACCAACUAGCAUUGAAUACUGGUUUCGCUGUAUGGAUCUUGAUGGGGAUGGUGCUUUGUCUAUGUAUGAAUUGGAGUAUUUUUAUGAAGAACAGUGCCAAAAAUUAGACAACAUGGCCAUAGAACCUUUGCCAUUUGAAGACUGUUUGUGCCAGAUGCUGGAUCUUGUGAAGCCACAAUAUGAAGGAAAAAUUACUCUGCAUGAUUUAAAGCGAUGUAAGUUGACAAAUGUGUUUUUUGAUACUUUUUUCAACAUUGAAAAAUACCUUGACCAUGAACAGAAGGAUCAGUUUUCUAUGUUGCGGGAUGGUGAAGGUGAAAGCCAAGAGGUCUCUGACUGGGAGAGGUAUGCUGCUGAAGAGUAUGAUAUCUUGGUAGCAGAAGAGGCAGCAAGUGACCAGUGGAAUGACGGGUAUGAAGCAGAACUGAAUCCUGUAGACCAUCAGAAGUCCAACGUCCUGAAGUAUCAAAUGGAAAAAAGACCAUUUUUUGAAAUGCCUUCCCAUCUGGCUGAUGUAGACUUGGAUGAGUAUGACUAUGAAGAGGACUUUGAGUAGCCAUUGCUUACGGUCAACACUUGCAGAAGAGAAGGGACAGUCUGCAGCAGGUCUGCUACACACCUGUAUGUUUCAGUGGGUUUUGUUUCCAGGAAGUCAGCUUAGUUUUGUGCUAAAAAUAUUUAAUCACUACACUACCUUUUAAAUAGAAGAAGCAGCGCAUUUGUAUGGAAUGAUGAAACUUUUUGUAUUUAUUCAAUAGUCUAUAGUUUGUAAAAUAGAUUAAAAUAUUUAUUUACAGAUGUUGCAUAAUUCCUUUUUGGAAGAAUAACAAUAUUUGACUUUAGAGAAAAGUAUUCUACUGUUUUUAAGAGAACUGUGUCAUUUUCUUGAAGUUGAUGUGUGGUGCACUGACCAUCCCCGCCCCAUAUGCGAACAGGUAUUCCUGUCCUGCUGUGGGAGGUAAGGAGACAAUUUAUACCUGGCCUGCAAUGCUUAUAUGCUC